Messenger RNA from Gracilinanus agilis (Agile Gracile Mouse Opossum), 621 nucleotides. RefSeq names its product lithostathine-like. Gene Ontology annotation, biological process: venom-mediated disruption of cell wall in another organism; response to peptide hormone; positive regulation of cell population proliferation. Lineage: Eukaryota; Metazoa; Chordata; Mammalia; Didelphimorphia; Didelphidae. The transcript is spliced from 5 exons. The coding region runs from base 1 to 621 and encodes 206 amino acids. Gene Ontology annotation, molecular function: signaling receptor activity; oligosaccharide binding; peptidoglycan binding. The record is from RefSeq and is a predicted model, not a curated record.
AUGUCAAGUAAGUUAUUAAAGAAUGCCAAGAUAAAAGGAGGCCAGAUAAUGAAGGGAUUGAAACAUCAACACAAGAUUCUAUUCAAAGUGAAGCUAUCUCCCAUGAUGGUUCCCACCUUCUCAGGGCUAUUCUUCACCUGCCUGCUGCUCCCAGGUCUGAUCCAAGGCCAAGAGGAUGCUGCUGAUGCCCCUUCUGCUAGGAGCUCCUGCCCUGAGGGCUUUGCCUUCCAUGGUUCCCACUGCUAUGGCUUAUUGGGAGUAAUUAAUAAUGAGAUCUGGAACAGUGCAGAGUUACUGUGCCAGGCCCACCCCUCAGGCCACCUGGUUUCCCUGCUCAAUAAGGCUGAGGCUGAUUUUGUGGCCACCAUGAUCAAAGAGUAUCCAGGUGUCCAGAGCCCUAUCUGGAUUGGCCUGCAUGACCCCAACAAGAAUCGCAGGUGGCGAUGGAGCAGCAAUGCCCUUUUUCUCUACCAAGCUUGGGAGACAGGCUUUCCCAGUAAAUCCAGUCCCAGCUAUUGUGUGAGCUUGAGUUUUGAGUCAGGUGAGCUGAGAGUGAAAAAUAAUCAUACUUAUUCCUUUUAUCCAGUACUGUUUUUCUCCAUGCACUCCGUGAACCUGUAA